Molecule: messenger RNA, 1559 nt
Organism: Argiope bruennichi
Lineage: Eukaryota; Metazoa; Arthropoda; Arachnida; Araneae; Araneidae
Product: very low-density lipoprotein receptor-like
Exons: 13
Coding region: 94-1383 (429 amino acids)
Molecular function (GO): protein binding
Source: RefSeq, a predicted model, not a curated record
CAACCAAUGGUGUAGGAGAGCAGGGGUGGCCGUGAAUCCUCUUCACUCGCUCUCUCCGCAUCCUUCCGAUUCAGCAGCCGCACGGUGAGAGCCAUGAAAUUCUCAGGUAUCCAGUCCCUAUUCUUCAGUGCACUUUGGAUGGUGGUGUCCACGGCAACCAGCAGAGACUUUUACAGCCGUAAUGACAUAAGACAGUCUCUAAGAUUGGGUGAUUCUUGCCGCACGUCCAGCGAGUGUUCCGACACCAUACAGUACAGCCACUGCGACAGUCGGAGAGGCGUGUGCACCUGCCUGCCUUACCAUUUCAAGGCCAAUAACUCCGCUUGCUUGCGAGCGAGUCUCCUGGGUUACAGUUGCGAGGUAGACGGCCAAUGCCAAGUGAAAGUAGCCAACAGUAGGUGCUCCGAAAACAAAGUGUGCCAAUGCAAAGAGAACUUCCUUCCCCUCAGGAUGGACAAGUGCCUUCCUCCUGCACCCGUCGGCCAGUACUGCGUCAAUCAAGAACACUGUGAGAUGUCAGAUCCCAACAGUCGCUGCCAGUUCAUCGUGCCUGGUAUCUACGGCAAGUGUGAAUGCCCGCUGGGAACAGAUCCCAAUGGAAAGUGUGCACCAGGUUUGAGUGGAAGAUGCCAUGAAGAUUCCGAGUGUCAGCUUGUAACUCCGCUCUCUGUGUGUCGGGAGGGAGAAUGCCAGUGCCUUCACGGACGACAAGGGGAAAUCUGCACAGAGGCCACUUUUUCAGAGAUCUCUUCAAAGCCAGUGUCCCUCGGGAAACCGUGCUUGUCCCACACCCAGUGCGAAGCGAGAGAUCCAAACAGCAGAUGCAUCCGAGAAACGUGCGAGUGCAUGAUCGACACACCGAAAUGCAGCUCAAGAAAUACACAGUGCCUGAAUGACACCUUCCAGUGCACGAGUGGACAGUGCAUCUCGUGGUAUUUCGUGUGCGAUGGGGAGAAGAAUUGCUUGGACGGUACAGAUGAAGAGAACUGCACGCCUUUCGCCUGUCCUUCUGAAUCGUUCCAAUGUAACGAUGGCACUUGCUUGUCCCGGUCUGCUGUGUGCAAUGGACGAUGGGAGUGCCCGGAUGGAAGCGACGAAGCCAGAUGUUAUACUGGUAUUCCUUGUGAUGCCCAUUCCUUCCGCUGCGCCAGUGGGCAGUGUGUCCCUGCCUAUGCCUUUUGCAACGCCGUUGUCGACUGCCUCGAUGGAUCGGACGAGGAUUUCGCAGUCUGCGAGAGAGGUGAAGAAUGUCCCAAAGAGAGCUUCCAAUGCGGCAAUGGUCGGUGCAGGUCCACCGCCAUUUUGUGCAGCGGACUUGACGGGUGCGGGGACAACACGGACGAGGACAGGUGUAACGUCUGCCGUUGUGAAGCACCCGAAUAACGUUCCUAACCGGAUUCCUACUCAUUGUCACCAACGCAACAAACGAAACAUCAUCACAAACUUGCAUUCAUCACUUCCAUUAUUUAUUUCAUUGCUAUUUUGCCGCCACAGGGAAAAAGUUCCUCUGAAUCUGGGGAAGAGAUCAUUUCUUUCAGAAUAAAAUGGAUUACUCUGUA